Messenger RNA from Colossoma macropomum (tambaqui), 7830 nucleotides. It is a transcript of the gene pik3ca, whose product is annotated as phosphatidylinositol-4,5-bisphosphate 3-kinase, catalytic subunit alpha. Gene Ontology annotation, cellular component: plasma membrane; phosphatidylinositol 3-kinase complex, class IA; cytoplasm. The coding region runs from base 615 to 3827 and encodes 1070 amino acids. Gene Ontology annotation, biological process: phosphatidylinositol 3-kinase/protein kinase B signal transduction; phosphatidylinositol-3-phosphate biosynthetic process; phosphatidylinositol-mediated signaling. NCBI's taxonomy places the organism in Eukaryota, Metazoa, Chordata, Actinopteri, Characiformes, Serrasalmidae. The transcript is spliced from 22 exons. The record is from RefSeq and is a predicted model, not a curated record. Gene Ontology annotation, molecular function: 1-phosphatidylinositol-4-phosphate 3-kinase activity; 1-phosphatidylinositol-3-kinase activity.
CCUGAAGUUUCCACACAAUCUCAACUAUUCUCGCCGAGCCCAUCAAAACUCGCGCGAGCGAAGUGUUUUGAGAGGAACUGGCCACCAAACAGCAGACCGGCGCAGCGCUGCGGUUAGCCUGCCACACUGCCGAGGACCGUCUCGGAGCUUAUUUAACGCUAAAUAAUCUUCACACGAUAUCAUGACUACAGCUUUUUCCUGUCUAUCCAAGUCGGACGAACGCACAGCGGAGGCAAUGUGUUCUCCCCGCGCUCGGUAAUGAGCGAUUUGUGUUUCAUCUGUUGCGAGAAGACAAACGAGCAGAGCCGUCCGUCGUUGCUAUGGAGAGACUGCUCCUGUCAGGCCGGCGCGGCUAGGCCCGAGCGUCGCCUGCGCUUUGUAGUUCUGUGCGGGACUGGAGUGGAGAGCGCCAGCAGCGGAUUACUCCCAGAUUUGAACUCUAGAGGAACACUGCACUGGCACUGUUUGCUAGAAGAGAUGCUUGUUUCCAGCUGAAAACUCAGCUGAUGGUUUCCAGUAUGAGGCCAGAAGUUUUCAGAUUAAAACUUAGUUAAGGGGACAAAAAGGUUGGUUUUUGUUUUCUCUGUACUGAAAGAUUGUGAGGGCUACAGACCAUGCCUCCAAGGCCGUCAUCUGGAGAAUUAUGGGGCAUCCAUUUGAUGCCCCCCAGGAUUCUGGUGGAUUGUCUACUACCUAACGGCAUGAUCCUGACCCUGGAGUGCCUCCGUGAGGCCACGCUUAUCACCAUCAAGCAUGAACUGUUCAAGGAAGCCAGGAAGUACCCCCUCCACCACCUUUUACAAGAGGAGACCUCCUACAUUUUUGUCAGCGUAACACAGGAGGCUGAGCGGGAAGAGUUUUAUGACGAGACUAGGAGACUCUGUGAUCUCAGGCUCUUCCAGCCUUUCCUAAAAGUCAUCGAACCUGUGGGCAACAGGGAGGAGAAAAUUCUCAACCGAGAAAUCGGUUUUGCAAUUGGUAUGCCUGUGUGCGAGUUUGAUUUAGUGAAGGAUCCUGAAGUGCAGGACUUCAGGAGAAAUAUUCUUAAUGUCUGCAAAGAUGCAGUAGAACUCCGAGAUGCGAACGGACCCCAUAGUAGAGCAUUAUAUGUUUACCCUCCGAAUGUGGAGUCAUCACCAGAGCUUCCGAAGCACAUCUUUGGCAAAUUAGACAAAGGUCAGAUCAUUGUAGUCAUCUGGGUGAUUGUGUCACCCAACAAUGACAAGCAGAAGUACACCUUGAAGAUCAACCACGACUGCGUCCCUGAGCAGGUGAUAGCAGAAGCCAUCAGAAAGAAGACGCGAAGCAUGCUGCUAUCUGCCGAGCAGCUGAAGAUGUGUGUGCAGGAGUAUCAGGGCAAAUACAUCCUCAAAGUGUGCGGCUGUGACGAGUACCUGCUGGAAAAGUACCCCAUCAGUCAGUAUAAGUAUGUGAGGAGUUGCAUUAUGCUGGGACGAAUGCCAAACCUUAUGCUGAUGUCUAAGGAUAGCCUGUACUCUCAGCUGCCCAUGGACAACUUCACCAUGCCAUCCUACUCGCGCCGCAUCUCCACAGCCACGCCAUACAUGAACGGGGAGGCCUCCAGCAAAUCCCUAUGGACCAUCAACAGCACCCUGAGGAUACGUGUCCUCUGUGCCACAUACGUCAAUGUGAACAUCCGGGAUAUUGAUAAGAUUUAUGUCCGGACAGGAAUCUACCAUGGAGGAGAGCAGAUGUGUGACAACGUAAACACGCAACGUGUACCCUGUUCAAACCCAAGGUGGAAUGAGUGGCUUACGUAUGACAUGUACAUUCCUGACAUUCCCCGGGCUGCUCGUCUGUGUUUGUCCAUCUGCUCCGUGAAGGGGAGGAAGGGCGCGAAAGAGGAGCACUGUCCACUGGCUUGGGGAAACGUGAACCUGUUUGACUACACGCACACACUGGUCUCUGGGAAGAUGGCACUGAACCUGUGGCCAGUGCCACACGGCCUGGAAGAUCUCCUGAAUCCCAUUGGCGUCACAGGCUCCAACCCCAACAAGGAAACCCCUUGUCUUGAGCUGGAGUUUGACUACUUCAGCAGUCCUGUGAAGUUCCCUGACAUGACCACAAUAGAGGAUCACGCUAAUUGGAUCAUAUCCAGAGAGAUGGGAUACAAUUACUGCCAGUCUGGACAGAGUAGCAGACUGGCUCGUGACCACAUCAUAACAGAUGCUGAUAUUGAGUUGCAGCUGCGGCAACUGGCCAACCGAGACCCACUUUCUGAGAUCACUGAGCAAGAGAAGGACUUCCUGUGGAGGCACAGGCAAUAUUGUGUAAAUAUACCUGAGAUCCUUCCUAAGAUUCUGCUUGCAGUCAAAUGGAACUCCAGGGAUGAAGUCGCACAGAUGUAUUGCCUGCUGAAAGACUGGCCUGCAAUAAAACCAGAACAAGCCAUGGAGUUGCUUGAUUGCAAUUACCCGGAUCCGAUGGUUCGAGACUUUGCAGUACGGUGCCUUGAAAAGUAUUUGACUGAUGAUAAACUGUCCCAGUACCUUAUUCAGUUGGUUCAGGUUUUGAAGUAUGAGCAGUAUCUCGACAACCCAUUGGUGCGAUUUCUGCUAAAAAGGGCCCUAACCAACCAGAGGAUUGGGCAUUUCUUUUUCUGGCAUUUGAAGUCAGAGAUGCACAACAAAACAGUGAGCCAGCGCUUCGGCCUGCUGCUGGAGUCAUACUGUCGAGCCUGCGGCAUGUACCUGAAGCACCUCAGCAGGCAGGUGGAGGCCAUGGAGAAACUCAUUAACCUCACAGACAUCCUCAAGCAGGAAAAGAAGGAUGAAACCCAGAAGGUGCAGAUGAAGUUUCUGGUGGAGCAAAUGAGGAGGCCAGACUACAUGGAUGCACUUCAAAGCUUCACCUCCCCACUCAACCCAGCCCACCAGCUGGGGAACUUAAGGCUUGAAGACUGCAGAAUUAUGUCAUCAGCCAAGAGGCCACUGUGGCUUAACUGGGAGAACCCUGACAUAAUGUCAGAGCUUCUCUUCCAGAACAAUGAGAUUAUCUUCAAGAAUGGUGAUGACUUAAGGCAAGAUAUGUUGACGCUUCAGAUCAUUAAAAUAAUGGAGAACAUCUGGCAGAACCAGGGACUCGAUCUCAGGAUGCUUCCCUAUGGCUGCUUAUCCAUUGGGGAUUGUGUGGGUCUGAUUGAAGUUGUGAGGAGCUCUCACACCAUCAUGCAAAUCCAGUGCAAAGGAGGUCUCAAAGGAGCACUGCAGUUCAACAGCUCCACACUUCAUCAGUGGCUGAAGGACAAAAACAAGGGAGAGACGUAUGAUAUGGCCAUUGACCUGUUUACGCGAUCCUGUGCUGGCUACUGUGUGGCCACCUUCAUUCUGGGCAUCGGUGACAGACACAACAGUAAUAUUAUGGUGAAGGACGAUGGACAGCUAUUUCACAUAGAUUUUGGGCACUUCUUGGAUCAUAAGAAGAAGAAGUUUGGGUACAAGCGAGAGCGAGUCCCGUUUGUCUUAACGCAGGACUUUUUAAUAGUGAUUAGCAAAGGAGGAACUCAAGAAUGCACCAAGACGAGGGAGUUUGAGAGGUUCCAAGAGAUGUGCUACAAGGCGUACCUGGCCAUUCGGCAGCAUGCAAACCUGUUCAUCAACCUCUUCUCCAUGAUGCUUGGCUCAGGAAUGCCUGAGUUGCAGUCUUUUGAUGACAUUGCCUACAUCCGUAAGACUCUUGCGCUGGACAAGACGGAACAGGAGGCUUUGGACUACUUCAUGAAGCAGAUGAACGACGCUCAUCAUGGCGGAUGGACCACCAAGAUGGACUGGAUCUUCCACACCAUCCGACACCAUGCCCAGAACUGAGCUGGAGAAGAGCGGAGCCCACUGGAAAGAUCUUGAGCCAGCUAGCGGACCCUUGCCCUGCACCUACUGGUCUGUCUGGGCCAGUAGAAGCAUGGCAGUCAGACCUCAUGUACAAAAAUGGGGUGAUGCCCCAACUGACCUUCGGAGCACUAAACAAUCCAGACUUUUUUUUUGUUCUUUUUCUGUCUACACCUUUUCUGUGGCAUCCAUACAGAAUAAUACUAACCCUAAUAUUUGUCCAGAAUGGUUGUACAUUGUUGCCUGUAGUUUUAUACUUUUUUUUUUUUUCUUUUCUUUUUGGUAUGUUUUUGCUGCUCUUUUCCUGGAGAGACCAUGAUAAUUUAGUUUUAUUUUGAGGAAGGAAAGAAUCCUCAACAUGUAAAAUGGGAAGCGUUCUUUACUUUUGGAGCGCUUUUCAGGAUGCUCAUGUCUUCCUCUAAGUACUAACGCCUUUAAAAUAUGCAUGGAACCUCUGAGAACUCCUAGACUAAACAGGGUAAGAAUUUUGUCGUUCGGUUUGCGACCUUGCUCUCCAAAACAAACCCCUAAAAGAUGGUUGCUGUAGAACAUUAAGCAAAUGUAGUAGAGUUGGCACCUCCUGUGACCUUACAUGAACACUUGGCUCUUGAAAGCUGUUACUCUCGGUCACUACAAAGAUUUUUUUACUCUCCUCCUCUGCCUUCCUAAAUGAAUACUGGGCCAAAAUGAUAGUCUGUAAAUACCUGGAGAUGUGGUAGGAGGUGUAAUUUAUUUGGUUCAUUAGAAUUAUGAAUUUAAAGAGGAGCAUUAAUGCCAUUUUUGUGGUUUUGUAGUUAAAUACAAACCAUAAGCAAUUAAACACUACAGUAAAAUGAGAUCACUUGUCUCUCUGUUUCGAUAUGCAAGUGUCCCAAAGACUACACAAUGGCCCUCUGUGUUCAUGCCAUUGCACUUCUACAUCACGAUGCAUAAUUUAUUAUUCCAAAAGUGAAAUUUCUUACUCCUGUGAAACAUGAGUAGAUUUUUUUUGAUUACCCACUACAUAAUCUUGAGCGGUUGAGAUAAAUGUGCCAGCAGACACACUAGCACUGUAUAGACAAAGCCUUAAUGCAAGUUGAUGUUCUGUGGGUGAAUGCACGGUUCUCCCUCCAUGUGUGUUGCAUGCCGCAGCAGAAGCUAGUGUGGUGCUUAGUAAAGAAACGAGCAGUUCUAACCGAUUUCUGUUCAGUGUAGUUUUGAGAUAUGUUCAGAAUGUUCAGAAAGGCAUUUUGUUUUCCACUGAACUUUUAAACAGGCAGGAUUUUUCUUGUCUGUGCUCGUUGUCACUUUCAUUGUGUUGGCUGAUGGCUAUAGAGUUCUGUGCAACCUUAAAAAUGGUGCUAUGUAGAUUAUCCUGUAAAGAAAGAGGAGGGGGGAAAGACUCUGGACGAAAUGGAUGUUAGAUGGGUUUGAAAAGGAGAGAAUAAAUGACCUGUUGGUUAUAUGGUUUACCAUUUAUGCUAUAGUAUAGUAUAUGUUAACAGUUAGAUUUAUGUAUGUCCUCUAGCUACAUGCCUUUUGAUGCUCCUAACCUCUCCUCAUCAUAGAUUUUGUACAGUACACGGUCAAUGUGGUGAGGAUGUGUCAGACGUGCUAUGUGUAGUUUACUCUUGGGGUUAUGAGGUAAAAAAAACUCCUUGAUUUAAUACAGUAGUGAAUCCUGCGUCAAAGCUGAUCAAAGCUGUCGCUGAAGUGCGUUUUACCUCUCAGUUUUUAUCUAGAGCAGCUUCCAAGUCGCAGCGUAUUGAAACUAGUAUGUGGAAGGGACAGCGAGUGCGCCUCUAGAGCAUUUUGGGCCUAGUUCAGGGGCACAGUAGCAGUGCUCUGAGGAAGGGUAGGCCUGUUCCAUAUCGCAUCAACAAUCCAUGUAGAAUCAUGUCGGUCGAAAUUUGGUGAAGGAUGAGGUCCAGCAAUGAAAUGCUAAAUCAGCUGGCCUCGAAAUGAACAAUAACGUAUGCGCCUGCAACAUUUUGGCUUUGUAUUUUGUGUGUGUUGUACAUUUGAACCACGUUGACUCGUCAUCACUACCUGGUUGUGAGCUGUUAAUGCAACCUACCUUUGUGGUUAUGGAGAAAGCCUGUUAUGUUUUAUUUUUGCAUUACAUUUAAGCUGUGAAAAAUCUACAAAUGAGGUGCAAUCAUGCUAUCUAUAUGGAUGUAUGUCUACUGGUGGGAAAACCUCCUUGAGAUUGAGAAUUUAUUCAAAAUGACGCUAGUUUAUGUAAAUUGUUUGUUUUUGUUUUGUUUUGUUUUGUUUCAUUCUAUUAAUUCAAGCCAAAGUUCUACAUGUGUGGGAGAGUUCUCAAAACGCUGGGUCAAGGUUUCCACCUGCAUAACCACCUGAAGCAUUACAAAAGGGCAGUCCGCUAUUUCCAGGAAAGCUCUUGGUUUUAAUGAAGAUACAAUCAGCUAUGUCUGAAACUCUGAAGGACACAUUGUUGUGCUCUCAAAAACAGUAUGCUGUUUACGUAAGAAGUUUCUACCCUUCAAAUUUGAGAAGAGGCCAAACCAUCUGCCUUUCUGCUGAAUGUCCCAGUGGACGCAGUCUACACAAUGCAAAGACCACAGUGAUUAUUUUUUUUUUCCCUCUUACAUUCUGUAAAGAACACGUACAAUUCUACUGGACGAUGAUGCACCAAAAUGUAUUAAUGCAAUGAAAAGGAAGGCAUUUUGUUUUCCUCCAGUGUAAUUUACAGAAAGUAUCCUGAACUGAUGAUGUGGUAUUCCAGACUUCUUAUGCAUUCAUGUGCUAAACUUGAGGUUUCAGAUUUUUAAAACAUCAAUGUGAUUCUUAUAUGCAGUAAAACAAACGGAGAGGUAUACAGUCGGACAGUAACUGAUGUAUGCAGGUGGCUUUUGCACUUUGUUAUUUUCCCCCCCGUUCUUUACAAUGCCUUCAGUCCUCAAAAAGGACAAGCAUAGUUCUCUUGCAUGUCUUUUUUAUCAGCAUUACCAAUUGUACUCCUAUACUGCCUGAAACAGAUCAGACAAAUUAGAAUUAGUCAUUGUAAGCAGCCUUAUGUUAGCCCUCCAAAAGCCAUUUAUCGCAUGGAUCUAGUCACUAGUUUGAGUGUUUUGUCUGUACAGGUUACAGAUCCUUUUUGGGCCGGACCCGUUUAAAAGCCCAUUUAAAAUGUCUAUGUAAUAAUGUGCAAAUGCUUUGUAUUUUCCUUCUUUUUUCACCAAUUGCAACCGGGAAAACUAUUGAGAUGCUGGACUCUUGGCGUCUUUUAUAUGAGUUACAAGAAAACAAAAGGAAAAAAAAAAGAAAGAACUUUCAUAUUUCAGUUUCAAAUGUACUUGAAUAUCAUCGCUCUGAACCAUCACAGUGUAUGUCAAGAACAAAUCAGUUAAUGUGGUGUAGCACUGAAGGUUCGCUUGCAUAGGCAAUUUCAUACCGAUUGUGAAUGUUAAAAUAGUUUGGUUGUAAGAGUCUCUCCUGGAGAAACUCUUAGGCAUUUAUUAAAAAAGAAAAAAAAGAAAAUGUGUUGCCAUUCUUUGAACUGUAAGGAAAACAAAGAACUUUUCAUAUGAUGUGAGGAGUGGCAAAAGGAGGUGAAUAAUUGUAUAAACUUGUACUGAAAGGAAGGUCAAAACUGUCUGAUAUUCUAAAAUGUUUUGAGUGGUAACAUUUCGGGGCAGUACAAUUACUUUUGUCACAUGUUGAAUUAUAUUUUCAUGUAUAAUUAUUUUUCAACAGCACUACUUAGUGGGCCAAAUAAUGUUCCAUACAUCCAUCCUGCAUGAGAUUUAAGUUGAAGCCCUAAUAUUUUUGUUCAUUAUAUGUAGAUAUUAAAAGAAAAAAAUGUUUGGCCUAAGACUGCACUCUGUAGUAACCAUCUAUAACUGCUAACAGUGACAUACCCUCAUUCUCAUUUAUUUACUGUUUCAUUGUGCACCUCAGUUGAAAAGUUGCUUUGUAUCCUGUCUAUCUCCAAUAUUUUGAGUGUUAUGUGACUACGUACAAAUAAACAUAUUUCAAGAAA